Messenger RNA from Arabis nemorensis, 1026 nucleotides. The record is from the annotation of a GenBank genome assembly. Lineage: Eukaryota; Viridiplantae; Streptophyta; Magnoliopsida; Brassicales; Brassicaceae.
AUGACGCUCUAUGCUCUCUCUUCAUCUUCCUUCUGCCGCAAUUCUCGAAUUCCUUCUUACUCUCCUGUUUCACGCAUUUCUCAUCUUAAUGGCGAUAAGCUAAAACUUGCUCCGCCGCAGUUUUUCAAUCCCGGCGCGAGCCUCCGUGGUUUUGGGGUUCCGGGUGUAAGACUUAGGGUUUUGACGAGAUGCGAGAAAGAAGAUGCACCGUCGACCGGUGAAGUUGAGGAUGAGGCGGAGCGAUUCGCGAGGCGAGAGAGCACGAUGCCUGAUAGAUUCAGAUACUUGACUAAAGAAGCCCCGGAUAGUCCUAUUAGAUGGCCCUGGCUCGUCGCGCUAGGGUUUCUUGUGUAUGCCUGGAGAGCAGUCUUGUUUGAACUAUCCAAUUGGAGAAAGGCGGCUUUCGCUAUCCUUGGAUUUCUUGGAGACCUUUCCAAGUUUGCAUUGGCCCUUGUCUUCCACUUUGUAGGCGAUCCCAUCACUUCUCUCAUCGCCCUUGUAGAGACAGCAAUCUACAGUGUCCGGGCGUUCUACUCCGGGAUUGUGGCUUACACACCUGUUAGAGAGUUAACCACGGUGAUCCUUCUUGCAUCCUCAGUGCUUGCAAUAGGAGAAGCAGUUGCACCAAACUCGAUCAGCAAGCAGCCGUAUUUGGUAACUCUUGCGGGUCUCUUGGGGUAUGCAGCUGUGCAAAGUUACAUCUCAGAGCCAUUCUUCUGGACCGUCUUGGUGGGUCUGUAUGGAUAUUCACGGCUGAUAAAGAAGAGAGACGACGUGACCUCGGCUCUUCCUUCUGCAGCUGUUCUUGCCGGAGUAGGUGAGCCAUGGGUGAGAGUGGUGGCCAUCACAGGGUAUCUGGCUCUAGCCAUGUAUCACAAUUCAACUAAGACCACCUCCUCUGAAGAAGAGAGACAGAACUUGAGAAGGGCACCGCCAAUUCCGUUGUUGGCUGCUGCAUUGGCCAUUGGCGUCCGUCUUGCUGCGAAAUGGGCUGGAUACAGACACUUGACUUGGAUGAUUGUUUGA